GAUGCCGGGCACCAUUCACUCAGCUGCUUCUGUAAACACCCUCAACUCACCUCACCGCCCGGGCAAUGGGUUAUCUUCCGAGCUUUCCACUGUACGUGAGAAGUUCUCCGCUUCACGUUUGAGUAACCUGGAGUGAAGUUGCCGGGGAAGAGCUGAGGCUCAGCAUCGCCUACACCUGUCCACGUUUAUUUUGCGGUAGAGAUAACAUCUGUGGAGGCGAGUGGACAGGCAAGGUUUCAGGUCCGAACCCUUCUUCAGACACGAACUCCUUUUCAGAACAGGGAAACCGAAUUAUUUAGUUUGCCGAUUGCAUUUACUCCAAUGCAUUUUUGAUUAAACAACCCAUUCAGAGUGAGGAACAGCUAAAAACAGCAAACAGCAAGUUUUGUUUCUGCAUAGCUAAUUAAGCUGUUGGAUCUAUACAACCAUUCCUAAUGUCUGAAAUGCAUGGAGUACCAAACGGGAAAGCAAAAGAGGAAGAUGAUAUGUCAAAUGGUGACUUGGGUGACGGUUUUCGCAGGAAGCCUGGUGGAAUUUAUGAUGGGCAACAUUGUUCAAUUGCUGAGACUUCAAGAUCAAGACAAGGAUCCGAUUGCAAUGGUGAUGUAUUUAGUAGAAAUAUAAAAAAGGAUGAAAAGAAUGAGAUUCCAUGUUUCCGUUGGACCACAAACGGCAGCAUUUCCGAUUCCUUCCACCAGCUUAUGAAUUCUGAUGUAACUAGUAUCAGCAGGCGAUUGAGCAAUAUUGGUACAGAAGUUGAAAUGUCAAACGAAGAACUAAAACUGAGGCUCCUGGAAGUUAUGCAGGAAGCAGAAAUUUUACGAUCUGAGCUUGAAGUAACACAACGGAAACUCGAGGGAAAAUAUGAAGCCUUAAAAAUACUGCAGGGCAUGGCAGUGCUUGAUAAAGCCACAGUGCACACAAAGACUCUACAUCAAAAAACAGGGAACGAAACAAGAUUUUAG
Messenger RNA from Amblyraja radiata (thorny skate), 965 nucleotides. RefSeq names its product coiled-coil domain-containing protein 125-like. Gene Ontology annotation, biological process: negative regulation of Rho protein signal transduction; negative regulation of cell motility. Gene Ontology annotation, cellular component: cytoplasm. NCBI's taxonomy places the organism in Eukaryota, Metazoa, Chordata, Chondrichthyes, Rajiformes, Rajidae. Bases 435 to 965 code for a protein of 176 amino acids. The transcript is spliced from 5 exons. The record is from RefSeq and is a predicted model, not a curated record.